AUCAUUUAACUAGUUUGACAGACAACCAGAAAACUCAUGUUCUGACGGAAAUAAACCUGCUCAAAUUCAACAAAGUUGUGGGUAGUGAUAUUGAAAUAUUCGGGAAAGCCUUACAAUUGAAACAAGCAGACAUUGAUUCGACUCGAAUGGAAAAUUCAAACUCAGUGGCCACCCAAAUCCACAAGAUUAUACUCAAGUGGAGGAACAGAAAUGGUAAAAUGGCAACCUUAGGAACAUUUACUAAGAGUUUGAUGGACGCGGAGGCUGCAGGGGCUAGUGUUGAUUGGGAUGUUUUUGAUCAAGGUGUGAAAGAAGUGACUUCUUAAAAACUCAGCAGGAUCAAUAAUCCAAAAAAAAAAAAACCCACAAUAUUUGUGCAGAGUAACACAUGGUCAUGGACCAUUGCAACUUUUUAUGGCAUUGAAAAACACUUUUGUUCCUGUUUGAAAUCACCCACAAUUUCAACACUGGUACGGCACGAUUUUGCUUCACUUCAAAAUGCUUAUAUGCAGUGAGUUUGGAAUUUGAAUAAGGAUAGAAAAAAAUGGUGACUUCAGAUAGAAUUUAUUUUAGGAAUAAGAAAUCAUUCCUCAACAUUUAUGGAGAAAUCAUUGAUGUCGGGCACUUGAUCAAAUCCAAUAAAGCUCGUCGGAGAUUGAAUCAUGUACGGACUGUGUUUGUUUCCCCACAAAAGUCAAAGAAAAUUUUCGUGCUAUAGCGACUAUUUAUUUUUUUUUCAAUUAGAGAAUGUACAAUUAAAAGUUUACACAGAAAAAGACACUGAAAAGAGUAAAAAAAAAAUCCUUGAAAGAUUUUGUUAAAUACUAGUACAUGCAUGAUUAUAUCAUUUUCUUAUUUCAACAGCAAGAAACAUUAACAAGUUAAUAAGUUGGUAGUGAUAACUAUGAAAUUAAAAAAAAUCAGAAAAUUAAUAAUUCAUUUAAACUUACUAAGUUUUGUUAACUCGUAUCAUUUUCCUGGAGAAAAUAUUUAUUUUGCAAAAUGUGUAAGUUCUUUCACUUUUUAUCAAUAACUUAUAAUAUUUGAUGAAUCAUAAUUAUUUCCUAUAUACACUUCAAUGGACAGAAAUAAUGCAGUUAAUAGAUUCAGAUUCAUUAAAACAAAAUUGAUAGUAGAAAUGUAAAAAUUACUUCCUUAUUGGACGCGUAUUGUGUGUAUGGUACAUUUACGUACAAGUGCUAUGCAUAUUUGAGUCCCAUAACGUAUAAUAUAAAAAGAUGUACAAUUUUCCAUUUGAUUGCUAUUUACCAUGCUUACCUAUACAUAAAUAUUUACAAUAAUAUUGUAUUGUAUUGUGUGCAAUACUUUUUAUUCUAAUUAAUACAUGUAAAUCAAAUUGGAGUAAAAAUUUUACAUGUAGAUGGAAGGUUAUGUUUUGUGUGAAUGAAAUUGUUAAAAUGUUUGGAAGAUUCUUUUUGUUGAUGUUUUGUUCUAAUCUGGCCUUCUCAAAGUUUAGGGGGUUUAUUGAAAUCGCCCUGUCCAUCUGUAUGUCCAUUUGGCUGUAGGCAUAACAUGUUGAACACCAUCUGAAGAUUUGCACCUGCAAUUUUUAUUUUAAGAUCAGAAAAGAUUGAAUAAUCUUAUUAGUUUUCAUUUUCCGUAUCCUGUAUAUAGUACACUGAUGUUGAAAAGUAAGGGAGGUAAUCCUAACAAUGUUUGUUAGUUAAUUUAUAGUAAACACUCUAAAAUAUAUUUAUAUAAGAACAUUCA
Messenger RNA from Magallana angulata, 1731 nucleotides. Its product is annotated as death domain-containing protein CRADD-like. Lineage: Eukaryota; Metazoa; Mollusca; Bivalvia; Ostreida; Ostreidae. Gene Ontology annotation, biological process: regulation of apoptotic process; signal transduction. The record is from RefSeq and is a predicted model, not a curated record. Gene Ontology annotation, molecular function: protein binding.